AUGAGGACAAGUUUCCUGGCGGUGAGUACAAGGUUCCUGGCGGUGAGGACAAGGUUUCUGCCGGUGUGGAAAAGGUUCCUGCCGUUGAGGACAAGGUUCCUGGCGGUGAGGACAAGGUUCCUGGCGGCGUGGACAAGGUUGCUGGCGGUGAGGACAAGGUUUCUGCCGGUGAGGAAAAGGUUCCUGGCGGUGAGGACAAAGUUCCUGGCGCUGUGGACAAGGUUUCUGCCGGUGAGGACAAGGUUCCUGGCGGGGAGGACAAGGUUCCUGGCGGUGUGGACAAGGUUCCUGCCGGUGAGGACAAGGUUCCUGGCAGUGUGGACAAGGUUUCUGCCAGUGAGGACAAGGUUCCUUCCUGGCGGUGAGGACAAGGUUCCUGCGGUGAGGACAAGGUUCCUGUCCUGUGAGGACGAGGUUCCUGCUGGUGAGGACAAGGUUCCUGGCGGUGAGGACAAGGUUUCUGCCGGUGCGGACAAGGUUCCUUCCUGUGAGGACAAGGUUCCUGGCCGUGAGGACAAGGUUCCUGGCGGUGAGGACAAGGUUUGUGGCGGUGAGGACAAGGUUCCUGCCGUGUGAGGGCAAGGUUCCUGGCUGUGAGGACAAGGUUCCUGGCUGUGAUGACAAGGUUCCUGGCGGUGUGGACAAGGUUCCUGCCGGUGAGGACAAGGUUCCUGACGGUGUGGACAAGGUUUCUGCCGGUGAGGACAAGGUUCCUGGCUGUGUGGACAAGGUUUCUGCCGGUGAGGACAAGUUUCCUGGCGGUGAGGACAAGGUUCCUCGCGGUGAGGACAAGGUUCCUUCCUGUGAGGAGAAGUUUCCUGCUGCUGUGGACAAGGUUCCUGCCAGUGUGGACAAGGUUCCUGCCGGUGAGGACAAAGUUCCUGGCGGUGUGGACAAGGUUCCUGCCGGUGAGGACAAGGUUCCUGCCGGUGAGGACAAGGUUCCUGCCGGUGAGGACAAGGUUCCUGGCGGUGUGGACAAGGUUUCUGCCCGCGAGGACAAGGUUCCUGCCGGUGAGGACAAGGUUCCUGGCUGUGAGAACAAGGUUCCUGCCGGUGUGGACAAGGUUUCUGCCGGUGUGGACAAGGUUUCUGCCGGUGAGGACAAGGUUCCUGGCGGUGUGGACAAGGUUUCUGCCGGUGAGGACAAGGUUCCUGCCGGUGAGGACAAGGUUCCUGGCGGUGUGGACAAGGUUCCUCGCGGUGAGGACAAGGUUCCUGGCGGUGUGGACAAGGUUUCUGCCGGUGUGAACAAGGUUUCUCGCGUUGAGGACAAGGUUCCUGCCGGUGAGGACAAGGUUCCUGGCGGUGUGGACAAGGUUUCUGCCGGUGAGGACAAGGUUCCUGCCGGUGAGGACAAGGUUCCUGGCGGUGUGGACAAGGUUCCUCCCGGUGAGGACAAGGUUCCUGGCGGUGUGGACAAGGUUUCUGCCGGUGAGGACAAGGUUCCUGGCGGUGAUGACAAGGUUCCUGGCGGUGAGGAUAAGGUUCCUGGCGGUGAGGACAAGGUUCCUGGCGGUGAGGAUAAGGUUCCUGCCGGUGAGGACAAGGUUCCUGCCGGUGAGGACAAGGUUCCUGGCUGUGAGGACAAGGUUUCUCGCGUUGAGGAAAAGGUUCCUGCCGGAGAGGACAAAGUUCCUGGCGGUGUGGACAAGGUUUCUGCCGGUGAGGAGAAGGUUCCUGGCGGUGUGGAGAAGGUUUCUGCCGGUGAGGACAAGGUUCCUGGCGGUGAGGACAAGGUUCCUGGCGGUGUGGACAAGGUUUCUGCCGGUGAGGACAAGGUUCCUGGCGGUGUGGACAAGGUUUCUGCCGGUGAGGACAAGGUUCCUGCCGGUGAGGACAAGGUUGCUGGCUGUGAGGACAAGGUUCCUGGCGGUGAGGACAAGGUUUCUGCCGGUGAGGACAAGGUUCCUGCCGGUGAGGACAAGGUUCCUGGCGGUGAGGACAAGGUUCCUGCCGGUGAGGACAAGGUUUCUGCCGGUGUGGACAAGGUUUCUGCCGGUGAGGACAAGGUUCCUGCCGGUGAGGACAAGGUUCCUGGCGGUGUGGACAAGGUUUCUGCCGGUGAGGACAAGGUUCCUGCCGGUGAGGACAAGGUUCCUGCCAGUGAGGACAAGGUUCCUGGCGGUGUGGACAAGGUUCCUGCCGGUGAGGACAAGGUUCCUGCCAGUGAGGACAAGGUUCCUGGCGGUGAGGACAAGGUUCCUGGCGGUGAGGACAAGGUUUUUCGCGUUGAGGACAAGGUUCCUGGCGGUGAGGACAAGGUUCCUGCCGGUGAGGAGAAGGUUCCUGGCGGUGAGGACAAGGUUUCUCGCGUUGAUGACAAGGUUCCUGCCGGUGAGGACAAGGUUCCUGGCGGUGUGGACAAGGUUUCUGCCGGUGAGAACAAGGUUCCUGCCGGGGAGGACAAGAUUCCUGGCUGUGAGGAAAAGGUUCCUGGCGGUGAGGAGAAGGUUCCUGCCAGUGAGGACAAGGUUGCUUCCUGUGAAGACAAGGUUCCUGGCUGUGAGGACAAGGCUCCUGUCGGUGUGGACAAGGUUUCUGCCGGUGAGGACAAGGUUCCUGCCGGUGAGGACAAGGUUCCUGGCGGUGAGGACAAGGUUCCUGUCGGUGAGGACAAGGUUCCUGCCGGUGAGGACAAGGUUCCUGCCGGUGAGGACAAGGUUCCUGGCGGUGAGGACAAGGUUCCUGGCGGUGAGGACAAGGUUCCUGCCGGUGAGGACAAGGUUCCUCGUGAGGACAAGGUUCCUGGCUGUGAGGACAAGGUUUCUGCCGGUGAGGACAAGGUUCCUGCCGGUGAGGACAAGGUUCCUGGCUGUGAGGAGAAGGUUCCUGGCGGUGAGGACAAGGUUUUUCGCGGUGAGGACAAGGUUCCUGGCGGUGAGGACAAGGUUCCUGCCGGUGAGGACAAGGUUCCUGGCGGUGUGGACAAGGUUCCUGGCGGUGAGGACAAGGUUUCUGGCGUUGAGGACAAGGUUCCUGCCGGUGAGGACAAGGUUCCUGGCGGUGUGGACAAGGUUUCUGCCGGUGAGGACAAGGUUCCUGGCGGUGUGGACAAGGUUCCUGGCGGUGUGGACAAGGUUCCUGCCAGUGAGGACAAGGUUCCCUCCUGUGAAGACAAGGUUCCUGCCAGUGAGGACAAGGUUCCUGGCGGUGUGGACAAGGUUUCUGCCCGCGAGGACAAGGUUCCUGCCGGUGAGGACAAGGUUCCUGGCUGUGAGAACAAGGUUCCUGCCGGUGUGGACAAGGUUUCUGCCGGUGUGGACAAGGUUUCUGCCGGUGAGGACAAGGUUCCUGGCGGUGUGGACAAGGUUCCUGGCGGUGUGGACAAGGUUCCUGCUGGUGAGGACAAGGUUUCUCGCGUUGAGGACAAGGUUCCUGCCGGUGAGGACAAGGUUCCUGGCGGUGUGGACAAGGUUUCUGCCGGUGAGGACAAGGUUCCUGGCGGUGUGGACAAGGUUUCUGCCGGUGAGGACAAGGUUCCUGCCGGUGAGGACAAGGUUCCUGGCGGUGUGGACAAGGUUCCUGGCGGUGAGGACAAGGUUCCUGCCGGUGAGGACAAGGUCCUGCCGGUGAGGACAAGGUUCCUGGCGGUGUGGACAAGGUUCCAUCCCAAGGUCUCUGCCGGUGAGGACAAGGUUCCUGGCGGUGUGGACAAGGUUCCAUCCUGUGAGGACAAGGUUCCUGCCGGUGAGGACAAGGUUCCUGGCUUUGUGGACAAGGUUUCUGCCGGUGAGGACAAGGUUCCUGCCGGUGAGGACAAGGUUCCUGGCUGUGUGGACAAGGUUUCUGCCGGUGAGGAGAAGGUUCCUGCCGGGGAGGACAAGGUUGCUUCCUGUGAGGACAAGGUUCCUGGCGGUGAGGACAAGGUUCCUGGCGGUGAGGACAAGGUUGCUUCCUGUGAAGACAAGGUUCCUGGCUGUGAGGACAAGGCUCCUGUCGGUGUGGACAAGGUUUCUGCCGGUGAGGACAAGGUUCCUGCCGGUGAGGACAAGGUUCCUGGCGGUGUGGACAAGGUUCCUGGCGGUGUGGACAAGGUUCCUGCCGGUGAGGACAAGGUUCCUGGCUGUGAGGACAAGGUUCCUGGCGGUGAGGACAAGGUUUCUGCCGGUGAGGACAAGGUUCCUGCCGGUGAGGACAAGGUUCCUGGCUGUGAGGACAAGGUUUCUGCCGGUGAGGACAAGGUUUUUGCCGUUGAGGACAAGGUUCCUGGCUGUGAGGAGAAGGUUCCUGGCGGUGAGGACAAGGUUCCUGGCGGUGUGGACAAGGUUCCUGGCGGUGAGGACAAGGUUCCUGCCGGUGAGGACAAGGUUCCUGGCAGUGUGGACAAGGUUCCUGGCGGUGUGGACAAGGUUUCUGCCGGUGAGGACAAGGUUCCUGGCGGUGUGGACAAGGUUCCUGGCGGUGUGGACAAGGUUCCUGCCAGUGAGGACAAGGUUCCCUCCUGUGAAAACAAGGUUCCUGCCAGUGAGGACAAGGUUCCUGGCGGUGUGGACAAGGUUUCUGCCCGCGAAGCCAAGGUUCCUGCCGGUGAGGACAAGGUUCCUGGCUGUGAGAACAAGGUUCCUGCCGGUGUGGACAAGGUUUCUGCCGGUGUGGACAAGGUUUCUGCCGGUGAGGACAAGGUUCCUGGCGGUGUGGACAAGGUUCCUGCCGGUGUGGACAAGGUUCCUGGCGGUGUGGACAAGGUUUCUGCCGGUGAGGACAAGGUUCCUGGCGGUGUGGACAAGGUUUCUGCCGGUGAGGACAAGGUUCCUGCCGGUGAGGACAAGGUUCCUGGCGGUAUGGACAAGGUUCCUCGCGGUGAGGACAAGGUUCCUGGCGGUGUGGACAAGGCCUCUGCCGGUGAGGACAAGGUUCCUGGCGGUGUGGACAAGGUUCCAUCCUGUGAGGACAAGGUUCCUGCCGGUGAGAACAAGGUUCCUGGCUGUGAGGAUAAGGUUUUUGGCGGUGAGGACAAGGUUCCUGGAGGUGUGGACAAGGUUCCUGCCGGUGAGGACAAGGUUCCUGGCUGUGAGGACAAGGUUUAUCGCGUUGAGGAAAAGGUUCCUGCCGGAGAGGACAAAGUUCCUGGCGGUGUGGACAAGGUUUCUGCCGGUGAGGAGAAGGUUCCUGGCGGUGUGGACAAGGUUCCUGCCGGUAAGGACAAGGUUCCUGCCGGUGAGGACAAGGUUCCUGGCGGUGUGGACAAGGUUUCUGCCGGUGAGAACAAGGUUCCUGGCGGUGUGGACAAGGUUCCUGCCGGUGAGGACAAGGUUCCUGCCGGUGACGACAAGGUUCCUGGCGGUGUGGACAAGGUUUCUGCCGGUGAGAACAAGGUUCCUGGCGGUGUGGACAAGGUUUCUGCCGGUGAGGACAAGGUUCCUGCCGGUGAGGACAAGGUUCCUGGCGGUGUGGACAAGGUUGCUGCCAGUGAGGACAAGGUUCCUUCCUGUGAGGACAAGGUUCCUGCCAGUGAGGACAAGGUUCCUGGCGGUGUGGACAAGGUUUCUGCCGGUGAGCACAAGGUGCCUGCCAGUGAGGACAAGGUUCCUGGCUGUGAGGACAAGGUUCCUGGCGGUGAGGACAAGGUUUUUCGCGGUGAGGACAAGGUUCCUGGCGGUGUGGACAAGGUUCCUGCCGGUGAGGACAAGGUUCCUGGCGGUGUGGACAAGGUUCCUGGCGGUGAGGACAAGGUUUCUCGCGUUGAGGACAAGGUUCCUGCCGGUGAGGACAAGGUUCCUGGCGGUGGUUUCUCGCGUUGAGGACAAGGUUCCUGCCGGUGAGGACAAGGUUCCUGGCGGUGUGGACAAGGUUUCUGCCGGUGAGAACAAGGUUCCUGCCGGGGAGGACAAGAUUCCUGGCUGUGAGGACAAGGUUCCUGGCGGUGAGGAGAAGGUUCCUGCCAGUGAGGACAAGGUUGCUUCCUGUGAAGACAAGGUUCCUGGCUGUGAGGACAAGGCUCCUGUCGGUGUGGACAAGGUUUCUGCCGGUGAGGACAAGGUUCCUGCCGGUGAGGACAAGGUUCCUGGCUGUGAGGACAAGGUUCCUGGCGGUGAGGAGAAGGUUCCUGCCAGUGAGGACAAGGUUGCUUCCUGUGAGGACAAGGUUCCUGGCGGUGAGGACAAGGUUCCUGGCGGUGAGGACAAGGUUCCUGGCGGUGAGGACAAGGUUCCUGGCGGUGAGGACAAGGUUCCUGCGGUGAGGACAAGGUUCAUGGCGGUGAGGACAAGGUUCCUACCGGUGAGGACAAGGUUCAUGGCUGUGAGGACAAGGUUCCUACCGGUGAGGACAAGGUUCAUGGCUGUGAGGACAAGGUUCCUACCGGUGAGGACAAGGUUCAUGGCUGUGAGGACAAGGUUCCUACCGGUGAGGACAAGGUUCAUGGCGGUGAGGACAAGGUUCCUGGCGGUGAAGGGCAAUGUUCCUGGCGGUGA
This is a messenger RNA of Paramuricea clavata, 6415 nucleotides long. The record is from the annotation of a GenBank genome assembly. NCBI's taxonomy places the organism in Eukaryota, Metazoa, Cnidaria, Anthozoa, Malacalcyonacea, Plexauridae.